AGUAGAAGGGCUAUAUAAAAACUGAGAAACAGAAAAGUUUUGGGUUAUUAUUAUUGACCGAACUUUAGCAACUGCAACAGCAUCAUCAUCAUCAUCAACAACAAUGUUCAAUUUUUCGACAGUUGUGCAUAAUCCUCAACCUCACACACUCUUCUUCUCCUCCUUUCCUUCUUCUCCCACACCCCGCAAGUUCCAAUCUUUUCAAUCUCUCAAAUUCCCCAGAAUCUUCAACCUCCACAACUCCCUCUCCUCAUCAAACCAAACCGACGACACCGAAGAACACGUCAUUGGAGAUUGUCUCGUUUUCGAAGAAGGCAUUUUCGAAGACCCCAUUUUUCCCAAUUCUUCCGAAAACCUAGUAGACAACAAAACAAAAAUCAUUUCAAACAAAAAGAAGAAGAAAAAAGUUUCAGCUACUGAGUCCGAAAAUUUGGUUCCUGAUAAGUGGAGAGAAGUUCAAGCAGAGAUAAACAUAACGAAGAAAGAGAGGCGUAAGAUAGCACAGGAAAUUGAGUUCAAUAGUAAGGUUUUGAAGAAGAAAAGAGGGUUGGUUCCUUUGAGGGAUAUGAAUUUGAAUGAUUAUAAGGCUUUUAAAGAAGCUAAAUUGGCUCAGUUGAAACCUUUGGUUCUUGAUAAGCCUCCAAGUUUUAGUUUUGCUGAGAAUGAGAAUGAGGAGGAAGAGAUAGAAGGUAAAUUGAGUGAUGGGUCUGGUGAUGAACGUGUUGAGGCUAGGAAUCCUAGGUGGGCUGUUUAUGGGAGAGGUUUGGAGGAUGUUACUGAGUUUUUGAACAGUGAGAGUUAUGAUAUUGCUGUUAAGGGAACUGAAGGUCGUCCUAAGUUGUUUACCAGAGAGGAGAAGGCUUUGUUGAGUAAGCGAAAGCCAGACUUGGCAGUUGCUACUUCAGAUAAAUGGCUUCCUCUCCACACACUUGCUGCAGGCGGGGAAUUUUUCCUUGUAGAAUCUUUGUUGAAGCACGACAUUGAUAUUAAUGUUAUGGAUAAGGAUGGUUUGACUGCUCUUUACAAAGCGAUAAUUGGAAAAAAGCACGCCAUAACCAAUCAUCUCCUGAGAAACUCAGCCAAUCCCUUUGUACAAGAUAAUGACGGGGCCACAUUGAUGCACUAUGCUGUACAAACGGCUUCGAUCCCGACAAUUAAAGUACUCUUGUUGUAUAAUGUCAAUAUAAAUCUUCAGGAUAAUGAUGGCUGGACACCAUUACAUCUUGCUGUUCAAACUCAGAGAACUGAUGUAGUGAGGCUUCUGCUGAUUAAAGGUGCUGAUAAGACAUUAAAAAACAAGGAUGGUUUAACUCCACUUGACCUUUGCCUUUACUCUGGUCAAAGUGUCAGAAUAUAUGAGAUAAUCAAGUUGUUGAAGCGGCCUCAAAGACGCGCUAGAAAUGCGCAACAGAUCGAGCAAAGAAACAAUACAUCUUUUGAAGAUUUGGACUAACAAAUGAAGAAUAGCCCUUGCUAAGUUUUGCAUGGCAGGUAGUAGCAGUCCUUCAGCAUAUGGAAACUAUAGCUUUAGGACAUGAAUGGUAUUGUAUUAUAUUAAAAUUUAUAUUCAAAAUGUGAUAGGAAAGUAGAACAGUUUCCACCGAAAAAGAAAGAAAAACAUGCCCAAUGAAAUCACAUAUAUUCUUUAAAAGUAAUAAAUGUGAUGUAUUCCUGCUAUGCAUAUUAUUUUACGUGGAAACCAGUAGCAAAAAGAAACAUCAACAUCAUUAAAGUCGAAAUAUCUUUGUGGGGUCAUCAUAUUUUUUUGUUUCCAUUUC
Molecule: messenger RNA, 1778 nt
Organism: Cicer arietinum (chickpea)
Lineage: Eukaryota; Viridiplantae; Streptophyta; Magnoliopsida; Fabales; Fabaceae
Product: ankyrin repeat domain-containing protein, chloroplastic
Molecular function (GO): protein binding
Source: RefSeq, a predicted model, not a curated record